GAAAGACAGGGUCGAGAGAAAGCGCAUGUGUGAUUCCGCUCUCUCUCCCCCCAUCUUGUGUGUAUAACGUCUCUACCACCGGACAGCCGUACCAGCGUCCGCGGGCACUGCGGGGGAAAUUCAACCCAGAAUGGAGUGAUAAUGAACGGAGCCUCUCUUUUUCUUUUAGUCUUGUUUUUCCCCCGACUGUCAUCCUCCUCGAUGUCUCUCAUCAGUUUUUAACCAAAACAAAAUGUGGAUUUCUUGUGACCAAUUUUUAUUGAUAUUUUCUGGCUUUUGGGGACUCACAAUGGGUGCUUUCCCGAGCAGUGUUCAGAUCGGCGGCCUGUUCAUCAGAAACACGGAUCAGGAAUACACAGCGUUUCGCCUGGCCAUCUUCCUGCACAAUACCAGCCCCAACGCAUCCGAGGCACCCUUCAACCUGGUGCCUCAUGUGGACAACAUCGAGACAGCCAACAGCUUUGCUGUCACCAAUGCCUUCUGCUCGCAGUACUCGCGGGGUGUAUUCGCCAUCUUUGGCCUGUACGACAAGCGCUCGGUGCACACGCUGACGUCGUUCUGCGGGGCGCUGCACAUCUCCCUCAUCACGCCCAGCUUCCCCACCGAGGGAGAGAGCCAGUUCACGCUGCAGCUUCGACCCUCCAUCCGCGGGGCGCUGCUCUCGCUGCUCGACCACUACGACUGGAACAAGUUUGUCUUCCUCUACGAUACGGACCGGGGUUAUGCCAUACUGCAAGCCAUCAUGGAGAAGGCGGGCCAGAACAGCUGGCAGGUGAGCGCCAUCUGUGUGGAGAAAUUCAACGACGCGGCCUACCGGCGCCUCCUGGAAGACCUGGACCGACGGCAGGAGAAGAAAUUUGUCAUUGAUCUGGAGGCCGAGAGGCUCACCAACAUGCUGGAGCAGAUUGUCAGCGUCGGAAAACAUGUCAAAGGCUACCAUUACAUCAUGGCUAACUUGGGGUUUAAGGACAUCAACCUCGAGCGCUUCAUGCACGGAGGGGCCAACGUGUCGGGCUUUCAGCUGGUGGACUUCAGCAACCCCAUGGUCAUCAAGCUGAUGCAGCGCUGGAACAAGCUGGACCAGAGGGAGUACCCAGGCUCCGACAGCCCCCCGAAGUACACGUCGGCCCUGACGUACGACGGCGUGAUGGUGAUGGCAGAGGCCUUCAGGAACCUGCGUAGGCAGAAGGUUGACAUCUCUCGCCGGGGCAACGCUGGGGACUGUCUGGCUAACCCCGCCGCCCCCUGGAGUCAGGGCAUUGACAUGGAGCGCACCCUCAAACAGGUCUGGCUGCAGGGAUUAACAGGUAAUGUCCAGUUUGACCACUAUGGACGCAGGGUCAACUACACCAUGGACGUGUUUGAGCUGAAGAACAACGGACCCAGACGAAUGGGUUACUGGACGGAUUCAGACAAGCUGGUUCUGAUCCAGAAUGAAGCCCUCAAUCCCAACGAAAUCAUGGAGAACAGAACUGUCGUGGUCACCACUAUCAUGGAGGGUCCCUAUGUCAUGUUGAAGAAGAACUGGGAGCUGUACGAGGGCAACGACCAGUAUGAAGGCUACUGCGUGGACCUGGCCUCGGAGAUAGCCAAACACAUCGGCAUCAAGUAUAAGAUCGCUAUCGUUCCUGACGGAAAGUACGGCGCCCGGGACCCGGAGACCAAGAUUUGGAAUGGAAUGGUCGGGGAGCUGGUGUACGGGAAAGCGGAAAUCGCUGUGGCCCCAUUGACAAUCACGCUGGUCCGGGAGGAGGUGAUCGACUUCUCCAAGCCCUUCAUGUCACUGGGCAUCUCCAUCAUGAUCAAGAAGCCCCAGAAGUCCAAACCUGGGGUGUUCUCCUUCCUGGACCCGCUGGCCUACGAGAUCUGGAUGUGCAUUGUGUUUGCCUACAUCGGCGUGAGCGUGGUGCUCUUCCUGGUCAGCCGCUUCAGCCCGUACGAGUGGCACACCGAGGAGCCCGAGGAGGGCACCGACGGUCCGCCCAGCGACCAGCCCCCCAACGAGUUCGGCAUCUUCAACUCCCUCUGGUUCUCCCUGGGCGCCUUCAUGCAGCAGGGCUGUGACAUCUCCCCCAGGUCUCUAUCUGGGCGUAUCGUGGGUGGUGUGUGGUGGUUCUUCACCCUCAUCAUCAUCUCCUCCUACACGGCCAACCUGGCAGCUUUCCUCACAGUAGAGAGGAUGGUGUCGCCCAUUGAGAGUGCUGAAGACCUGGCAAAACAGACAGACAUAGCCUACGGCACCCUAGACUCCGGCUCCACUAAAGAGUUUUUCAGGAGGUCAAAGAUCGCAGUCUACGAGAAGAUGUGGGGCUACAUGAAGUCGGCCGAACCGACUGUGUUUACCAAGAACACCCAGGAGGGGGUUGUACGUGUGCGGAAGAGCAAAGGGAAGUACGCUUUCCUAUUGGAGUCAACCAUGAACGAGUACACGGAACAGCGGAAGCCCUGCGACACCAUGAAGGUCGGCGGAAACCUGGACUCCAAAGGAUACGGAGUGGCCACCCCCAAGGGUUCACUGUUAAGAAGCGCAGUUAACCUGGCAGUGUUAAAACUGAAUGAACAAGGCCUGUUGGACAAAUUGAAAAACAAGUGGUGGUACGACAAGGGAGAGUGUGGCAGCGGCGGAGGUGGCGAGAAGGACAAGUCGUCUCAGGCCCUGUCGUUGAGCAACGUGGCGGGGGUCUUCUAUAUCCUCGUGGGGGGCCUGGGCCUGGCCAUGCUGGUGGCCCUCAUUGAGUUCUGCUACAAGUCCCGGAACGAGGCCAAGCGAAUGAAGCUGACCUUCACAGAGGCCAUGAGGAACAAGGCACGCCUGUCGAUCACAGGCAGCGUGGGGGAAAACGGACGUGUCCUGACGCCUGACUGUCCCAAAGCGGUCCACUCGGGCCCCUCACUCCGCCAGAGCUCCGGCCUGGCCUUGGUCUCCUCCGAGCUCCCGUGAAAACCAAAAACCUUCAAAGUGCCUUAAAAAACUACCUACCCACAACCACCAUAUACCACAAAGACACAGGACAAGCACCACCCUAACCGGACACCACUAUUGUCUGGGAAGAGAAGGACUAUCUAACGUUGUGGACAUUUUCUAAUGUAGCAGAGAUGGGGACUCUAGUGAAUUGGUGGUCAUUUUAGAAGGAUUUCUGUGGAAAAGUACGAUCUGGAUUUUCACUAUGGUCACGCUGGGGCUUAUUGUAAUCAUGGUGGCGUUUCUCGGUGCAGAGGUGGAGAUUGCGUCAUGACAUGUUUCACUCAAGACCCUGUACCAACUUACCAUACCUCCUCGCACUGGCGAAGGAAGAGGAGAAACGAGAGUCAAGUGAAAAUUAAAAGUAAAUGACCAGAAAACUGUAAACUUUAAACGUGUAACUGUGUAUCUCUGGGUUGCUGACUGUGAAUUGGCAAACUGAAUCACAAUCAAAAAGUGGACAAUAUUUAUUACCAGUUGAGAACAGUGUUUGAAAGACAACUGUCAGUCAACAAUUCACUAAAUAUAAAUCCCUGACAUCAUGAGGCGGAGUGUCCCCCGGUGUCACCAUGGAGAUAAACUAUAAUUAUUAAUGAACUACAGUAACUCUAUUGACAAUUAGUAUAUGAUAAAUAAACUGUGAAGAUUUAGUAAAUAUGUAUAUUCUGCGAAGACAAAGCAAAAGAAAAAAUAUUUGCGGUACAUAGAGGAGACUGCAUAACAUGCUUGCUUUUUAAACAGAUGUAAAUAGCUGAUUCGGUAGUGGACGGAGGACUGUUCUCUUUUUGUAAACAUCUUUAAAGGAAUAAUUCAUCGCAAUAAUGGAUAAGAAGUUUGAGGAGAGACAUUGAGACAGUGUUUUAUUUCUUCGAUGUUCAGUACACAGAGUACUGUGUUCAGAAGACAGAGUGCUGAACAUUCAUGCUCAAUGUUCCAUGAGUAUAGUAUCAACUCUCCCCAUCCAGAUACCUGUUCCCUACAUAUUAAUAUAUUCAGCGAUGAAUGUUAACUAGCCCCACCCCAUCCUCUAGCCACACCUCCUCACUGUGCAGUCGUAGACCAGAAAGUGUCUCAUAGACCAAACUUUACAUUUAAGCCCUUUACUUGCGUUUCCGCUGUCAAAAUCAAACUAUAUAUCGUUCAAUCAAUUUUUUUGUAACGAACAAAUACACAAACUGUCCAUCUCCUGGUUUUUCAGCGUUUUUUCAACGUUCACGGCUGUUGAACGUCUCUUAUCUGGGUAGAUAUUUUAGAUUAUUGUGUGUGGAGAGUAUAACGCAAAAAUGAAAUGUGAAAUGAGAAAAAAGAAAUUGUUCUCAUUGCUAUAUUAUUUUGAGAGUCAAAGCUAUUUCCUAUACAGUAUUUAUUAAUAAAAAAUCAUGAAGAAGAAGAAGACACUGUUUGUAUUAUUGAGCCAGGGUCAAAGCUUUGGCCCUCAACACUGUGGAUCCUCAGUAGCAGGCUGGACACUAUAGCAGAACAUAUGACCCCCCCUCCCUCUCAUUGAAGUUAUUAAUGCAUUGGCCCUCAACACUGUGGAUCCUCAGUAGAAGGCUGGACACUAUAGCAGAACAUAUGACCCCCCCCUCCCUCUCAUUGAAGUUAUUAAUGCUUUGGCCCUCAACACUGUGGAUCCUCAGUAGCAGGCUGGACACUAUAGCAGAACAUAUGACCCCCCCUCCCUCUCAUUGAAGUUAUUAAAGCUUUGGCCCUCAACACUGUGGAUCCUCAGUAGAAGGCUGGACACUAUAGCAGAACAUAUGACACCCCCUCCCUCUCAUUGAAGUUAUUAAUGCAUUGGCCCUCAACACUGUGGAUCCUCAGUAGCAGGCUGGACACUAUAGCAGAACAUAUGACCCCCCUCCCUCUCAUUGAAGUUAUUAAUGCAUUGUUUGCAGAGGUCUCAACUCAUGGCUGAUGGAGGGACAAUCUCUGGGCCCAUGGGCCACAAUAGGACAAUCUCUGGGCCCAUGGGCCACAAUAGGACAAUGCCUUUUACUAAGUCAUCCUUUUGUCUAUUUCAUUUUCAACUUUUUCCCCCAAAACCUGCUUCUGCUAUUGUUGUUGUCGGACAAUGUUUUCAAUGUUUUCAUUUUCUGCACAUAUAUACAUUCAUCCAGUCCGUACACACACACACACACACACACACACACACACACACACACACACACACACACACACACAUCAGUGGAGGUUGCUAAGGGGAGUACAGCUCAUUAUAAUGGUUGGAAUGGCAUCAACCAUCAAAUACGUGGUUUCCAUGUGUUUGAUGCCAUUCCAUUGACUCCAUUCCAUAUUUCCCUUUCUUUGGUCAUAGGUGUAACAACAUGAAUGUGUACAUGAGGCAGAAAUAAUGCAGUGCGAAAAAUGUGGUUCCUUUUCUAACAGGAGGGAGGAAGAGCAGAGGCUUUUUAAAGUCAUGUUUAAAUUAAAUCUGAGAGGUAGAGCUUGGAUUGCAUUUUGACUCAGAAAAGGCUGGUGAGCACUGACUUAGGGAACAGGGGGCCAUUUCAAACGCAGAGCAUGAAACAUAAAUCUUUGCUAGGCCACAUCCUAAAUGGCACCCUAUUCUAUAGUAAUGCACUACUUAGGAAAUAGCACAGGAGAUUGGUGGAACCUUAAUUGGGGAGGACGGGCUCGUGGUAAUGGCUGGAGCGGGAUGAGUGGAAUGGUUGGUGCCAUUCCAUUGACUCCAUUCCAGCCAUUAUUAUGAGCCGUCCUCCCCUCAGCAGCCUCCACUGACACAUAUACACAACAUGUAUACACAAGCACACACACACACACACACACAGAAUGGAGGGACCUAAUUGCGUUGAGAGAAUAAACCAGCUAAAAUAUUUCAGGCCAUCUGUUUUGGUCCUGCCAUAUGUCUGUAAAAUUUAAAUUAAACCAUUCAAAUCUUUAUUUUGAUCUUUUUUGGUAAAAAGGAAAUUCAAA
This is a messenger RNA of Oncorhynchus masou masou (cherry salmon), 5899 nucleotides long. RefSeq names its product glutamate receptor 4. Gene Ontology annotation, cellular component: dendritic spine; plasma membrane; postsynaptic density membrane. Gene Ontology annotation, molecular function: transmitter-gated monoatomic ion channel activity involved in regulation of postsynaptic membrane potential; AMPA glutamate receptor activity. Gene Ontology annotation, biological process: modulation of chemical synaptic transmission; synaptic transmission, glutamatergic; monoatomic ion transport. Bases 233 to 2941 code for a protein of 902 amino acids. The record is from RefSeq and is a predicted model, not a curated record. The transcript has 16 exons. NCBI's taxonomy places the organism in Eukaryota, Metazoa, Chordata, Actinopteri, Salmoniformes, Salmonidae.